AUGGCUCAGAAAAAUACUAUAAUAAUAGUUUUUGAUUACGUUGAUGAUCAAACUACGAAUAUUAGUUUAAAUAUAACAGAAAAACUCGCCGUAAUUCGAAAAACAUUGUGCAAGAAACUACAUACAGCUGACUUUGACUUUUAUAAUAAUUUGAUCAAAAUUAACAGAGAUACAGAAGCUGAUACGGAUUUAAAAAGUAUUCUAACAAAUAAAGAUACUUUAUAUAUAUCUACGUGUAGUUUGCUUAAUUUUCUUAAAGUUAAAAUCGUAGUAAAUUCAUCUGAUAAUGUGAAAACUUCAAUAUCUCGCACAUUGCCUAUAAAUGAAAAUCUCAAGAAAAUUCGGAAAAGGCUUAAUGAAGGAGAAGACGAAAUACUCAAAAUUGGGUCGAAUGGCUAUUUUCGGAAUAAGACAAUGCUCAUUUCGCAUAAUGACGAAUAUACUACAAAGUUAUCUGAAAUUUUACAAGAAAGCAAUAAUGAAUUUAUUUUGCAAAUUGAACAAAAACGUGGUCUCGAUUGGACAAAAUUAAUCAAAAAAUUUUGUUAUGGGUUCGUAUUUAAGGACGACCGUGUUGAAGAGGCACCUAAACAAGCAUUCGAAGUUGAUGUUGAUAAAGUCGUAUCAAAAAAAGAGAUUAAGCCACCCGACAAAAUUGAUAAACUUGAAGAAUGCGAAUUUGAGUUGGAUACUUUGUGUAAGAAAAAUUUCAUAUUAUAUGGUAGUAUUAAAGCGAUAUCACCUUGGCUUUCUGUGUUUCUUGGUGUAUCACAUCAAGAAUCAAAAUGCAAGCUAGAAAACUGCAAAAAAUCUACAAUUUAUUCGAUUACUAGAGCAAAAAGGGCGUCUAUUGCUUUAUCAAAAGAAAGCAUCCGUUUAAACCCUGAUUUUAUUUAUGAAAUUGAAAAAAUACUGGACGAUAAUGAAUCAAAAGAUGUUGAUAAACUAGAAAGUCUUCGUGAAAUAUCAAAGAAAUACGGACAUUUCUAUGCAAGUUACAUUGCUUUUGGCGGAGCUACAGUUAAGAAGCAAAUAAAUACUACAAAAACCAAAACUAGCAAUGUCAACAUUGCAAUUGAUACUAUUGUGCAUAAUGGAUCUACACUUGAGACAGAGAAUAAAACAAAAAUUUCUGGCGAUUAUAAAUACUCUGUAGAACAAAUUAUUGGCGAUGAAUUGAGUGAAAAUUAUGAAGACUGGGGCAUAAUUGAAUAUGAUGGCAUUAAUCCAAUAUUUGAUUUAUUAGAUGUUAAAUUACAAAAGAGAAUCAAAGAAAUCUUGGAAGACGAGAAUGUAUUUUCAUUACGUGUAGAUUAUGAAGAUAGACAUAGCCCUAUAAUUUUGGUUCACCUCAUCGCUAGUAAAAAAGAGAAAAGCAAAAAAUAUUCGACACGAAUCGGUUGGAUUGUUGUCGGUUAUCCGAUAAGCUUUGAUUUUGAUCAAGCUGAAUAUCCAGUAACGCUUAAAGGUUAUAGUCCUAAAAUUUCAAAAUUUAAUGAAAAAAGAUCUCUUUAUCCUUUCGGUAAAAGAAAGGAAAAUAAUCGUUUACUAGAAAAUAUUAAAAAGAAUGCCGAAUAUAAUGAUAAAACAAUUAAAGAUAAAUGCCCAUUUUUCGUGUAUCACAUUUUUGAUUGUCCCAAAGAUUGUAAUCGCCAAGGAUUUAUCAAUAUUUCAUCGAAAAAUUUAAUAUAUGGAUCUUUAAAUACUUAUUCUUUGGCUAAAGAAAUGAUUAGAUAUUUUAAUGUUCCACCAAAAACCAAAUAA
This is a messenger RNA of Racocetra fulgida, 1764 nucleotides long. The record is from the annotation of a GenBank genome assembly. Lineage: Eukaryota; Fungi; Glomeromycota; Glomeromycetes; Diversisporales; Gigasporaceae.